This is a messenger RNA of Sapajus apella (tufted capuchin), 1043 nucleotides long. Its product is annotated as putative serine protease 29. Gene Ontology annotation, biological process: proteolysis. The coding region runs from base 16 to 621 and encodes 201 amino acids. The transcript has 5 exons. Gene Ontology annotation, molecular function: serine-type endopeptidase activity. Lineage: Eukaryota; Metazoa; Chordata; Mammalia; Primates; Cebidae. The record is from RefSeq and is a predicted model, not a curated record.
GCUCCAGGUGAGUCCAUGAGGGCAGCUGUGGCCACAGAUCACAGUGAGGACACUGACCGCCCAGCAGCCACCAGUGGAGUCAGACCCAGGUCCUGCCUGGCUCUUCUCACCCAGCCCUCUCCUCCCUGCGCAGAUGCUGUGGCUGCUAUUCCUGGCCUUCCCCACCUGGGGGGCUCCGUGCCUGACACCCCAGCGCCUGUCCCCGAGAAUGACCUGCUGGGCAUCGUGGGGGGCCACAACGCCCCCCAGGGGAAGUGGCCGUGGCAGGUCAGCCUGAGGAUCUACAACUACCACUGGGCGUCCUGGGUGCACAUCUGCGGGGACUCCCUCAUCCACCCCCGGUGGGUGCUGACCGCUGCCCACUGCAUCUUCGGGAAGGACACUGACCCGUCCACCUACCGGAUCCACGCCGGGGAUGUGUAUCUCUACGGGGGCCGGGAGCUGCUGAAUGUCAGCCGGGUCAUCGUCCACCCUGACUACGUUGCUGCCCACCUGGGAUUCGACCUAGCCUUGCUGAGGCUGGCCACCCCCGUGAAUGCAGCAAGCAGCGUUCAGCUGGUCGCCCUGCCACUGGAGGCCCUGAACUUCACCCCGGAGGACGAGUGCUGGCUGACUGGCUGAGGCAGGACAUCCUACUUCGCGCCACUACACCCGCCCUACCGCCUGCAGGAGGUGCAGAUCCCGCUGGAGGACCGCCAGGCCUGUGAGGAGGGUUACAAGAACUACCUGCACGCCAGCGCCAACGAGAAGGUCAUCCCAGAGGACACGCUGUGUGCCGGCACCCUGGGCCGGGGGCCCUGCAUGGGGGACUCCGGAGGGCCCCUGGUCUGCAAGAAGGGAGGCUCCUGGGUCCAGGUUGGCGUGGUCAGCUGGGGCAUCGGCUGCUCCAUGAUUGAGCUGCCGGCCGUCUUCACGAGCGUCCGGAGCCACGUUGCCUGGAUCCGCUGGCAAAUCAGGAAGUGUGGGUGAGCCCCAGGGGGUGCCAGGAACAGCGGAGGAGACAGCAGCUUCGUCCUGACCUUCCCUGGAACGGAUUUCCGAGC